Trichomonas vaginalis G3 is the source of this 2169-nucleotide messenger RNA. RefSeq names its product von Willebrand factor A domain-containing protein 5A family. NCBI's taxonomy places the organism in Eukaryota, Parabasalia, Trichomonadida, Trichomonadidae. The record is from RefSeq and is a predicted model, not a curated record. The coding region runs from base 1 to 2169 and encodes 722 amino acids. The transcript has a single exon.
AUGAUUGGAAGAAUCGUUCUCCCAGAAACAAAUCAAAAGCUAACAUACUCAUCGAUAAGUAUUGAUGGUAUCCAACAAGAUACAUUCCUUUCUUAUACAAUUAAGCAAGUUUUCACGAAUACUACAGGUCAAAACACUGACAUCACAUACUGUUUCCCAAACGAACCACAAUUCUGCACAUAUGAUUCUCUUUUCAUUGUUGAUGGUAAGGAGAUCAGGCCACAACUUCGUGUAAAAGAAGAGGCUAAGAAAGAAUUCGAAGAAGCAAAGCACGCCGGCCAUCAUGCUAUGCUUGGUGAAGAUAUUGGCAAUGGUCUUAGCAGUUUCCAACUCGGCAAUCUUCCUGCUGGCAAGACAGCCGAAAUUCACCUUAAAGUCUCAUUCCUUGCCGACAUCAACGAAAACGGCUACUUCUACAAGUUCCCACUUACGCACAGGUACCAGAGUGGCGCAGUUACUAGCAACAACUCAGACAAGCCAGAAUCAUUCCAUUUCGCAACUACAAUCAAAACACAGAGAGAUAUACAAGACCUUAAAGUAUCUGUUGAUGGCACCAAAGACGUCAAAGAUGCUCACAACGCCACAUUUGUCACAAAUAAUCCACCAGCAAAAGACGCAAUUGUUAUUGAGACCCAUAUCAAAGACGAAGAUAAGAAUGUUGCCAUCUCAAGUGAUGGCUACAUUGCUAUCACUACAUAUCCAUACUUCGAAGGUCCAAUUGAUUCGAAUUCCGAAUUCUACUUCAUUGUUGAUUGUUCUGGUUCAAUGUCUUGCAGCCGCAUUAAUAAUGCUAUUAAAUGCAUGCGCUUAUUCAUUCAAUCUCUUCCCGUUGGUUGCAGAUUUUCAAUACUCAGAUUCGGAUCUCAUUUCGAAACAGUUCUUCCUCCAUGCGAUUACACAGAUGAGAAUGUUGCUAAUGCCAUGAAUCUUCUUGAUAACAUCAGUGCUAACAUGGGUGGUACAAAUAUCUUAGCACCUCUUCAACAUGUUUCUGACCUUCAAGCAUCUGAAGGAUUCGUUAAACAGAUCUUCUUCUUGACAGAUGGCGAAGUCGACAAUUCCGACAUUAUCUGCGCAACAGCACUGAAGAACAGGUCAACAAACCGCAUUUUCUCAAUAGGUCUUGGUUCUGGUGCUGAUCCAGGAUUGAUCAAAGGCAUGGCGAGAAAGAGUGGCGGCAAUUAUGCUAUCAUUGGCGAUAACGAUAACAUGAAUGAGAAAGUUAUUGAGAUGCUUAGCUCAGCUAUUUCUCCUGCUCUCCGCGAUAUCAGUAUUCAAAGUGAGAGCACACAAACAGAGAUGUGGCCAUCUCCAUGUCCUCCUCUUUUCGCGAAGAACCCACAGAGUUUCAUUGUUAAAUCAGAAUUCACAGAAAACAUUCUUCUCAGUGGAACUCUUCUUCACGAUCAAGUUGACAUCGUUAUUCCUGUUUCUCGUCUUGAUAACAACAAAGGUCUUCGCCAACUAUUCAGUCGUUACAUUAUUGAAGAUUACGAAUCCCAACUUCUUCUUAAAAAUGAUGAAAGCAUCAAGAAGAAAUGCAUUGACUUAUCUCUUGCAUCAGGUGUUCUUUGCAAAUACACAUCAUACGUAGGUGUUGACUAUGAAUCUCAUGAAGAAAGAGGACAACCUGCUCCUCCAUUGAUCCAAUGCUGUGCAAUGGCUCCACCUAUGGGAGUCUUCGGAUUUGCAGCACAGCAAUGCUGCUUUGCUGCACCUCCUAAACAAUUCAAUGCUAUGCCAAUGAUGCAUGGUAUGCAUCAAUUUGGCGGUGGUAUGGGAUUUGGAGCUCCUCCACCGCCUCCUCCAUGCGGUGCAGCUCCAGCACCUCCACAAUACGCAGCUCCUCAAAUGAUGAUGCAACAAGCUAUGGAUGAUGGUGAUGAAAUGAUCGCGAGAUCUUCAAGCCAUUCAUCAAAUUCACAAGAAGAACAGAUUCGUAAGCAAAAGGUUGAUGGUUCUUGGGAUGAUUUCAAUGGUGUUGAUAAAGAAAUUGAAACUAAAUAUGGCCACAAAGUUGCAUCAACAGUUGCAGCAAUCGCAUUCAUCCGAAAGACAUUCAAAGAUCGUCUAUCCGAAUUCUCACUCAUUAUCAAGAAAGCACUUUCAUUCCUUAAGAAGCAAGACAAGAGUGUUGACUGGGACUCUCUCAUCAACAAAUUCAUUUGA